AUGGCAAAGUACUGCCCUGCAGGGGCAUGCCGUUUAUGCGGCAUCCAGGGGCACAACACGUCUAUAUGUCCACAGCUAUCAGGACCGCCUCGGCGGCAACCGAACACAGCGCCUGACAAGCCGGUAUCCCAAAGCAAGGGACCAACGAAGAAAAGGCUCCUCACGCGUAAUUCGGUGGCAACGAAGGUACAUACCCGGUAUUAUGGACGGCAAACAACUGUCCUUCGCAAGAGGACGCUCAGGGAGGCGAGCGCGUCUAAUAUUAUCCACCAAGGAAGUUCCGCAAGUGUGCACAUUCUUGUCGGACAAGCCUAUGUCCGGAACACAAGGGACCAAGCACUGGAGACCAUCCAUGUCAUGCUCGACACCGGAGCAGACCGUUCGUUCAUAAGCAAUGAACUCGCAGAUCGGUUACAACUCCAGAAUGUCAGUACAGUGGAACUGACCAUUAAUACGUUUGGGUCUUCAGAGCCCUUGAAACGGACUUGCGGAGUAACAGAACUCCUUUUCAAAAGACUACAGAACUUCUUCGAGUCGAAAAACGCGCACAGUGCUUUACGUCAACUGUCCACCGAGCGGAGUAGCCGCAUCCAAUAUUCAUCGCGACGUCCCACAACACGCGCCGCGCGAGCCCCUCCAGAGGAGGAAAGAAUCAAACGGCAACUAAGAGAAACGGAGCGAGAAUUAGAAACAGUUGAGAAGGAGCUCGUUGGAGUCAGGAACGCGAUUGAGGCGGAAUGGGAGCCGGACGACGAUGAGAAAGAGGUAUCGCACGAGAGAUUGGAUCGUCUCAGGCGAAAGAAAACAGCGUCUUCCAAGCUAAAUAAAGCGCCGACUCGAGCAGGAAAGAAGACAGUUGCAUGGCCGAUUGGAAAAGGAACGUAG
This is a messenger RNA of Cooperia oncophora, 885 nucleotides long. Lineage: Eukaryota; Metazoa; Nematoda; Chromadorea; Rhabditida; Trichostrongylidae. The record is from the annotation of a GenBank genome assembly.